Messenger RNA from Micropterus dolomieu (smallmouth bass), 1035 nucleotides. It is a transcript of the gene mrps12, whose product is annotated as mitochondrial ribosomal protein S12. The record is from RefSeq and is a predicted model, not a curated record. Gene Ontology annotation, cellular component: small ribosomal subunit; ribosome. The transcript has 3 exons. NCBI's taxonomy places the organism in Eukaryota, Metazoa, Chordata, Actinopteri, Centrarchiformes, Centrarchidae. Gene Ontology annotation, molecular function: structural constituent of ribosome. Bases 531 to 962 code for a protein of 143 amino acids. Gene Ontology annotation, biological process: translation.
AGGGAUUUAAGAGCUCCUUGCUCAUCGUGAAGCCGCAGAGGCGUUUCCGGGUGUUAUAAAAAUCAUCAGGGGUCACGUUUUACUUCGGCAUGCACGAGUCUCACCCAGAACAUCUGAAAUCAAGUUUUAAGAUUUACUCUUUUUGCUCUAAUUACCUCCAUGUGAGGACGCUCGAUGUAGGCUGCAGACGGGAACCGGUCCUAAUUGAUUGAAGGAACCAAAUUUAAUCACGCGCUGGGUGGUGGAUUAUCCUGCCGAACUGACCUGGAGGACCUUGGUUUUAAUUCUUUAGUUAUUCUCGACCAGCAUGUGUACACUUGGGUACGGUAGGGUAAAUUUCUGCAGGUUUUCAAGAGAGUUUGGUGGUAAACAGGAUGAAUCGCAGCUGAGCUGAGUGUAUUUUGGGGGACAUGUGACAAGUCAGUUUAGGAAAUAAUGGACCGGUUGCUGAGAGGUUCUCUGUCACACGUCUGACUUGUACGAUCAGAACAGGAGGUGAUAAAAGGUUUCCUCUCUGGCUUGUUUCAGGAAUGUCUUUGUUAUGGAGCCUGAGGCCGGCGCUGACGUCGCUUCUUCAAGCAUCCCAGCAUGCCUCUGCCUGGACGGCUCCCAUCCUCUCCAGGACGAUGGCCACCCUCAACCAGAUGCACCGCCAGGGGAAGCCCAAGCCGCCUCCUAAAUCUGUCGGCGCCACGUUCGGCCGCCCCCAGCUGAAGGCGGUGAUCCUGAAGACCAUGAUCCGAAAGCCCAAGAAGCCCAACUCCGCCAACAGGAAGUGCGCUCGAGUGCGGCUGUCCAACGGGAAGGAGGCGGUGGUGUUCAUCCCCGGGGAGGGACACAACCUGCAGGAGCACAACGUGGUGCUGGUGGAGGGCGGGAGGACGCAGGACCUGCCCGGAGUCAAACUCAAAGUGGUCAGAGGCAAAUAUGACUGUGCCCACGUGGUGAAGAAGAAACAGUAGACUGAGAGGAGGACGCUGGUGUGGGAUGGAAGCGUGUGUCUGUCAGUUGUUUAAUAAAUACAUGUUCUCUUAA